AUGCCGCCGACCACGGCCGCCGUCGCGGCGGCUGGUGGCCCCGACGUCGAUGCCUGGGCCCUGGGCGUGCUCAAGUCGCUUGGCAUGUCGUCCGAUGCCCGCGGUACAGGUGGCGUUCCCCUGGGCAUCCAUAUCGACGGGCUCGCCCACCGACCGGCAAAGAAGACAGUCUUUGUACCCGACCAAGGCGCGCCGCUUCAGAACCUGCUGGCUCGCAGGGACAGCCAGCGACGACGGGAGGCCGUGCUGAAGGGCAAGGAGGGCAGCCGGCACCGUCGCCGGUGGGAAAACGACCGCCUCCUGCACGUGCCCAACGCGCAGCCACCGCUACCCAGCGACUGGGAGGUACGACCGACCCAUCCGGUGCAUUACGGCCUGCCCUACCACCUGGCUCAGUACUGGGACAAAGGUCUGCGCCAGCACGUCAACGAGACGCGUGCGGCCGCGGCCGUGCUGCGUCGCCGCCAGGUCGUGGCCCAGCAGGCGGGCACUAGCAUGGAGAAGUCGGGGAAGACGGAGAACAUGCGUGUCGGCACGAUUACGCGCGAGCUGCGAGCGACGGCCAAGAAGACGCCGGCGGUUAAGACCUGGGUGCGCGUGCUGGAGGAGCCGGUGCGGGCGUUUCUGCAGGCAGCCGCAGCGGCCAAGGCAGCCGGACACAGCCUGGACGGCAGCGACCGCGACGAGGGCUGGUCCUCGGGCGACGAGGAAGACAGCACGGCUCCGUUCUACUCGGACGAGGAGGAGGACGAGAUCGUCUUUGUCGGCCGCCACAACGCCAGUGGCAGUGCUGGCAUGUGGCGUCAGGCGCAGCAGCAGAAAAAGCCGCCGCGGCAGAAGCAGAUCGACGGCGGCAUCGUGUUUGACGAGCUCGGUGAUGAUCGAGACGGCUCUUUCAAACGCUGGCUCACACACUCCAUCUCGGACUACUACGGCCUGGCCUCGCACUCCGUCUCGGUCGACUCGCCGCCGCGCCGGGUUGUCUACGUGACGCUGCACGAAGAGAUGCGUGCGUCGACCGGCCCUCAGUUCCAGGCCAACCGUGUUGAGAUAUGGCGGAUCACAGAGGACGACCACCUCGUGCUCUUCCACUCGCAGAUGAUCUUCGGCACGAUCUCGAUGCUGCAGUCGCUGCGGCCGAUCGACUCAAAGACGGAGCUGCUGUUUGUCGGCACAGACCGAUUCGAAUACUUCACGCUCACAUGGGACAUGGAGUCCCACAGCCUGCGGACGGUGGACACGUUCCAGGACGUAGGCGAGAAGCACCUGCGCGACUCGCAGAGCCAGGACCGCUGCCUGGUUGAUCCGUCGGGGCGGUUUAUGGCGCUGUUGCUGUGGGAGGGCGUGCUGACGGUGCUGCGGCUGCAGACGCGACGAGACCGAGCACGACCAGACCACAUGCGGCAUCUGGUGCCGAUGGACCAGGUCCGUCUGUCGGAGCUGUUCAUCAAGGCCAGCACCUUUCUGCACUCGGAGACGGGCCAGCCACAGAUUGCGUUUCUGUACCAGUCACAGGGCGACCGCGCCGAGGCCAAGCUGUCGGCGUACCGGCUGACGGCUGGCGACCGCAACGUCGACACCGGUCGCUUCGAUGCCAACAGGGACCGCGAGAUCAGCAUGGACAUUGACGACCCUGGCGCGGCCCUGCUGAUCCCGGUCGAGAAGGUCGAACCGGCAAAGCGGCACAACGUACGCAACACGGCUACGGCUACGGCUAACCUCGGCGGCCUGCUCGUCGUCGGUGAGACCCGGCUGCUCUACAUUGACAGCACGACCAAGUGCACGGUCGAGGUGCCGCUGCGGGCUGCCUCCAUCUUUGUGGCCUGGGCGCGCUACGACGCCACCCACUACCUCCUGGCCGACGAGUACGGCACCCUCCACUUGCUCACCAUCCUUGUCAGCGGCGCCGUUGUCGAUAAUCUCGAUGUCAGCCCGAUUGGCAAGACGUCACGCGCCAGCUGCCUCGUCUACCUGCCAGACCGGCGUCUGCUCUUUGUCGGCUCGCACAAUGGCGACUCGCAGCUGUUCCGUCUCGACCUCGCCGCCAGCCCCGUCGGUCUGCACGAGCUGCAGGUGCUGCAGAACAUCGCCCCCGUGCUCGACUUUACCGUCAUGGAUAUGGGCAACCGCGAGGAUGACCAGCAGCUGGCCAACGAGUACGCGUCCGGUCAAGCCCGCAUCGUCACCGGCAGCGGCGUCCACAAGGACGGCAGCCUGCGCAGCGUCCGCAGCGGUGUCGGCCUCGAGGACAUUGGCAUUCUCGGCGACCUCGGUGGCGUCCGUGGCCUCUUUUCACUGCGCUCGCCGCAAACCCAGCAGCAGCAGCAGGUCGACACCCUGGUGGCUUCCUUCCUGACCGAGACACGCGUCUUUUUGUUUGACGGCGACGGAGAGAUCGAGGAAGUCGAGGCAUUCCCUGGCCUGAACCUGGGCACACAGACACUGCUGGCCACAAACCUGUCUAGUGGCAGUAGCAGUAGCAGCCGUCUUCUACAGAUCACGCCAGGGUCCGUGACGCUCGCAGAAACUGCCAGUGGCACCAUCGUCGCGUCCUGGACGCCACCGGACGACAGGACGAUUGUCAGUGCGUCUGCUAAUAGCCGCUGGGUGCUGCUGUCUGUAGAAGGUACGACGCUCGUGUCGCUCAGCCUCGACAACAGUUUGGCUGUGGCAGCACAGAAGGAGGUUGGGACGACGGAUCAGAUUGCCUGCCUCCACGCGGCCCCACAGCUCCUAGACGUCGGUGUGGUCGGGCAGUGGGCGUCGGGGAUGGUCUCAGUAGUGGACCUGGCCACGCUGGAGCCGAAGCACGGCGGCAAGUCGCUGCGCCGGAGGGACGACAACGCGUCGGUGCCGAGGAGCAUCGUGCUAGCCCAAGUGCUGCCACCCGGAAUGGCGGGCCCGACGCUGUUCGUGGCCAUGGACGACGGCAACGUGAUCACUUUUGCGGUGUCGCCGUCUGACCUGUCGCUCUCUGGCCGGAAGAGCGUGGUGCUGGGAACGCGACACGCCCGGUUGCACCCCCUCCCGCAAAGUGACGAGGCCACGUACAGCAUAUUUGCAACGACAGAGCACCCCAGCCUGAUCUACGGUUCCGAGGGCAGGAUCGCGUACGCCGCCGUGACAGCCGAGGACGCCAACUUUGUGUGCCAUUUUGACGCAGCGGCAUUCCCGGGCGCCAUCGCAGUAGCGACGGACUCACAAAUCAAGCUGUCGCGCACCGACACCACGAAGCAGACGCACGUGCGGGCGAUCGACAUGGGCGAGACGAUCCGGCGGAUUGCAUACUCGGCGACCGAGCGGGUGUUUGCACUCGGCUGCAUCAAGCGGGAGCUGACACAGGGCCGGGAGGUGGUGACGAGCUCGCUCAAGCUGGUGGACGAGGUGGCAUUCCAGCCACUGGGAAAGCCGCUGGCGCUGGAGGUGGAGGGCACCGAGCUGGUCGAGUGUGUGGUUCGCGCAGAGCUGCGCGACGCCCUGGGCAACCCGGCCGAGCGCUUUCUAGUGGGUACGAGCUUUAUGGCGGCCGGGUCGAGCGAGAACGAGCACACGCUCGGCCGGAUCCUCGUUGUCGGCGUCGACAGCGACCACAGCCCCUACAUUGUGUCUUCACACCGGGUGCGCGGCCCGUGUCGCUGUCUGGCCAUGGUGGACGACCUGAUCGUGGCCGGCCUCAGCAAGACGGUGGUGUUGAGCCGAUACACGGAGACGUCGAGCAUGUCGGGCGAGCUGAAGAAGGUGGCCUCGUACCGGACGGCCACAUACGUCGUGGAUCUGGCCGUGGACGGCCACAUGAUCGCGGUGGGCGAUAUGAUGAAGUCGACCGCGCUGGUGGAGUACAUUCCGGCAACGUCAGGCGAUGGGGAGGACGAGGAGGAUGAUGGCGCGGGAGACAACAAAAAAGGCAAAGGAAAGACGGCAGACCGAAGCAAGACCAUCGCAGAAGGCCCGAAGCUGGUAGAGAGGGCUAGAGGCUACCAGGCCAGCUGGGCGACGGCGGUGUGUCACGUGGAGGGUGACCUGUGGCUCGAGGCCGACGGGUUUGGCAACUUGACGAUGUUGGAGCGCGACGUUCAAGGCGUGACGGCUGACGACAAGCGGCGGCUGCGGACGGUCGGCGAGAUGUAUCUCGGCGAGAUGGUCAACCGGAUCCGGCCGAUUGCCGUGGAGACCAGCCCGGGUGCUAUGGUGCAUCCCCGGGCGUUUUUAGCAACGGUCGAGGGAUCUAUCUACAUGGUCGGCACGAUUGCGCCGGAAGCCCAGGACCUGCUGAUGAACCUGCAGACGAAACUGGCGGCCAUUGUCAAGGGCCCCGGAAAUACCAGCUUCUCGGCGUAUCGCAGCUUCCGUAACGCAGAGCGCGAAAGCACAGAGCCGUUCCGGUUCGUCGAUGGCGAGCUGCUAGAGCGCUUCCUCGACGUCGGCGAAGACGUGCAGAAGGAAGUUGCCCAGGGCUUAGGCCCCAGCGUGGAGGACCUGCGGAACAUUAUCGAGGAGCUGAAGCGGCUACACUAA
Molecule: messenger RNA, 4515 nt
Organism: Grosmannia clavigera kw1407
Lineage: Eukaryota; Fungi; Ascomycota; Sordariomycetes; Ophiostomatales; Ophiostomataceae
Product: uv-damaged DNA-binding protein
Exons: 5
Coding region: 1-4515 (1504 amino acids)
Biological process (GO): proteasome-mediated ubiquitin-dependent protein catabolic process; DNA repair
Cellular component (GO): nucleus; site of double-strand break
Molecular function (GO): nucleic acid binding; protein binding
Source: RefSeq, a predicted model, not a curated record